GACGUGCGGCUAAACAUAUGGUACCUGUAUUUCACGUUGAGCAAAGCGCUAGAGCUAUUUGACACGCUAUUCAUCGUGCUGAGAAAACAAAAACUGAUCACGCUACACUGGGUGCACCACGUGCUAACGCUAACCUAUUCGUGGUACGUGAUAGGGGACGUGCCGGCCACCGCCCGUUGGAUGGUUAACAUGAAUUUCAUGAUCCACUCAAUGAUGUACACGUAUUACGCGCUGCGGGCCAUGCGUUUUGCAAUACCCCGUGUGGUCAACAUUACCAUCACUUCCCUGCAAAUCGCUCAGAUGUUCGCCGGCCUAUUCAUCAACUACUUGGCCCUUCACUACAAGCUGUCGGGCAUACCGUGCGAUCUGUCCCGCAAAGUGGCCGUCUUUGGCUUCUCCUUGUAUUUCCUGUUUUUCCUCUUAUUUAUGAAUUUCUUCAUCAGAACCUAUAUAUUGAAGUCGUCGCCAAAGAAGCAGAUCCAGGAGAAGAGGGACUACAAGUCCAUCUGUAAGCCCGACCACAACCAGAAUACGAGUUUCAAGAAUCAUAAUAAUAGUAAUCACUAUAUGAAUGGCUUUAGUAAUGGAAACUCAAAGAAGUCACUCUAA
Medioppia subpectinata is the source of this 609-nucleotide messenger RNA. NCBI's taxonomy places the organism in Eukaryota, Metazoa, Arthropoda, Arachnida, Sarcoptiformes, Oppiidae. The record is from the annotation of a GenBank genome assembly.